UUUUGGCUGAACACGGGUAUUUUGAGCAGAUUUGCUCCGUAUGAUGGAGCAUUUUGCUCAACGACAGAGGUAUAGACAAUAUUUAACUCCUGACGUGACUUUAUUUUUAUUCGAGAGAUCUCCUUCUUUUCCCUUCACAUUCUUACUGCAGAACCUUCACCAUUUCUUCGCUCUUCUCCAGCGCCUUCAGAAGGCCUUCUAAGAAUGCUUUCCAAAGAUUCAGGGUCCGACCCCAAGGGACCUACCCGAACGAUCGAUGACCACCCCGAAGACUCUGACACCUUGAGUUUGGAGCAAGAAAACGAGAGGGAAAUUAUCGAACAUCCUCAGGAUGUAACCCAAAAGGCACAGGCUGGAGUGCAAAAAGCAGAAGCAGCGGCGCUGGUGUGGUCCAAGCCGGCUCUGUAUAGUACAUAUGUUCUGAUCUGGGUCUGUUUCUUCGUUUUGUCCAUGCAAUCCUCUAUCAGUAACAACAUGAUAUACUACGCCUACGCAAGCUUUGCUUCAGCGCCACAAAUCUCCCAAUCUUUCAUUCUAGCAACAAUCAUCGGCGGAGUAAUCCAGCUUCCCAUCGCAAAGAUGCUCAAUCUAUGGGGUCGUGCCGAGGGUUUCCUGAUCUUUCUAUCCAUCUUUAUCCUUGGUCUCAUCGUGAUCGCCUCCUGUGAUGGACCGAAGGGAUUUGCAGCUGGCUACACCUUGUAUAAUGUCGGCUACACAGCUUUGAACUUUAUCUUGAGUGUCUUCGUCGCUGACGCAUCCGGCCUACGGAAUCGAGCGUUUGCCUACGCCUUUACCGGGACUCCAUCGAUCUGUACCGCAUUUGUUGGCCCGCUCGCUGCUCAAGCUCUUUAUGAACAUUCGACCUGGCGUUGGGCUUAUGGAUGUUUUGCUAUUAUUGCCUUUGUCAUAUUUACCCCUCUUGCUCUGAUCUUCAAAUUUUAUCAACGAAAGGCGGAGAAACUGAACAUUCUCGUGCGGGAACACAGUGGUCGCACUUUGUGGCAGUCAAUCGUUUAUGUUUUCCAUGAGUUCGACGUUAUUGGAGUCUUUCUACUUAUGGCCGCCUUCAUUCUAUUCCUACUACCCUUCAGCCUCGAGACCUACGGCUACAGCGGAUAUUCCUCUGCAACAUUCAUUGCCAUGGUUGUAAUUGGCAUCCUACUAUUCCCGGUAUUCAUUGUUUGGGAGCGGUUCUUUGCCAGAACCGAGUUCAUCAAGUGGAGGCUUUUUAGGUCACGGACAGUCAUUGGAGCUUGUGGCUUGUCUGCUGUCAUCUUUUUCAACUACUAUGUCUGGGAUCAGUAUUUUUACUACUAUGUACAAGUUGUCUAUAACCUCGACACAUCGAAAACUGGAUACAUGACGGAGAUUUAUAGUGUAGGGUCGACUAUCUGGGCUGUGAUGUUUGGUAUUUGGAUCCGCCAGACCAAACAUUUCAAAAACAUUUGCCUCUAUUUCGGCGCGCCGUUGAUGCUACUUGGAGCAGGUCUGAUGAUUCACUUCCGUGGCACGCAAAGCCAGAUUGGAUACCUUAUAAUGUGUCAAAUACUCAUCGCCUUUGGAGGUGGAACCCUUGUCAUCGGCGAUGAGAUGGCCGCCAUGGCUGCCGCAGAUCGUGACGGCGUCCCCUUAAUGAUCGCCAUGCUCAGUCUGUCCUCUAGCAUUGGAGGGGCUAUCGGAUACGCUGUUGCAAGCGCUAUAUACACCAACACCUUCCCAAGCGCUUUGUUAAGAGCCCUCCCGGAUUCUGCCAAAGCGGACUAUGAGACCAUCUAUCUUGGAGGUUCGACCACUCAGCUACAGUAUCCUCCCGGCAGUGAUGUUAGAAAUGCGAUCAACUACGCUUGGGCACAGAGCCAAAAGUACGAGUGUAUUGCGGCUGCAGCUGUUGUAGUUCUCGCAUUCCCAGCUAUUGCUGUUUGGAAGAACUAUAAUGUUGAUAGGAAGCAAGUGAAGGGAACUGUAAUCUAGGCUCUGCAUGCAUACAAUGUGGGCCCUAGUUAGGAAUUUGAGAAUGUUAGCUAUAGCAGUUGUAAGUAGUUACCAAUUAGUAAUUCGCAUAACAGAACACAAUGGUAUAACCUUGGAAGUGCAGGGUUGACUAGAAUCACGGCUCGAUGCAUCCGUGAGAACUGAACCUUUAAUCAUAAGAGCUUUAGAAUAUACAAUUGUG
This is a messenger RNA of Talaromyces stipitatus ATCC 10500, 2173 nucleotides long. Its product is annotated as siderochrome-iron transporter, putative. The record is from RefSeq and is a predicted model, not a curated record. Gene Ontology annotation, molecular function: transmembrane transporter activity. Gene Ontology annotation, biological process: transmembrane transport. The transcript has 3 exons. The coding region runs from base 205 to 1971 and encodes 588 amino acids. NCBI's taxonomy places the organism in Eukaryota, Fungi, Ascomycota, Eurotiomycetes, Eurotiales, Trichocomaceae.